GAAAUUGAAAACACAACCCCUAAAAAUACGCUCAAAUUUGAAUAGCUGAAGGAAACAUUGCUAUUGCUUCCUUCUCUCUCCUUAGUUCUUACCUUACCCGCACACUCAUCUUCUCCCUUGGUGUUCCUCGUUGCUGCAUCUCCUCCACCCCCAACUAAACAAUACACCUUCAAGAUCUUCAUUCCUGCCCAAAGGUGUAGUUUUUAUUUUUCUUCUUCUUGUUAUUAAUUGCUUGAAUGAUUCAACAGCAUAAGGGGAGUUACUAGGUUUUUUCAUUGGAUUGUGAAUCUUUCAAUCGUCUCAUUUGCAAGUUCAACUAUGGGAAGGAGUCUGACUCCAGUGCUACAACGAGAGCUUGAAAAUCUUGACAAAGAUGCAGAUAGUCGCAAAUCUGCAAUGAGAGCAUUGAAGUCAUAUGUGAAAGAUUUGGACUAUAAGACAAUUCCUAUCUUUCUUGCACAAGUUUCUGAGACCAAGGAAACCGGUACUUUGUCUGGAGAAUUCACAAUUUCACUGUAUGAAGUUCUUGCUCGGGUUCAUGGUGUCAAGAUUGUUCCCUUGAUAGACAGCAUUAUGCAAUCCAUAGUUCAAACCUUAGCUUCAAGCGCAGGGUCUUUCCCUCUUCAGCAGGCUUGCUCAAAGGUGGUUCCAGCUGUAGCAAGAUAUGGAAUUGACCCCACAACCGCAGAUGAGAAGAAGAGGAGCAUAAUUCAUUCUAUUUGUAAGCCUCUUUCUGAUUCUCUUUCGAGUUCUCAAGAGAGUUUGAGUUGUGGCGCUGCACUAUGCUUGAAAGCUCUUGUGGAUUCAGAUAACUGGCGGUAUGCUUCAGAUGAAAUAGUCAACAGGGUUUGCCAGAAUGUUGCUGUGGCCUUAGAGGAAAAAUCCACUCAGACCAAUUCUCAUAUGGGUCUGGUUAUGGCGUUAGCCAAGCGUAAUGCUUUGAUUGUUGAGGCCUAUGCUAGAUUGCUCAUACAAUCCGGGCUGCAAAUACUACAUGCCGGUGGUGAGCUUCUGGAGGGCAAUUCCCAGAAGCGAUUUGCAGCCAUUCAAAUGGUGAACUUCUUGAUGAAAUGUCUGGACCCCAGGAGCAUUUUCUCAGAGGCGGAACAGAUAAUUGAGGUGAUGGAACUUUGUCAAUCUGACAAAAUGGCAUAUGUCAAAGGUGCUGCUUUUGAAGCUUUGCAAUCUGCCAAGAGAAUUGCCAUUGACAAAAAAACCAAAUGUCUAAAGAGUCCUGCUGCAGUGACAGGGUCAAAUUUUAGUAGGAGAGACUAUACGGAGGGAGGAAGUUUUUAUGGUGAUGGAGACCAUUCUCCUACAUCCAUGUCACCGGAGUCACGUACCUUCGACUUUUUCCCUGGAUACGAGUCCCUUGUUGAGUCUCCCUUUUCAACAAGUGACCCUUCUCAGAACUUUAACUAUGCGCGAAGGAGUGUGAAUAGGAAGCUCUGGAGCCAUGAAAAUGGAGGGGUUGAUGUCAAGGAUGGUUUAUUCUCAAAGGCAGGGCAGGGAAAUGGCUUGUUAGGGCACGCUGUGGAUCACGAGUUUCCUAAUGGAGGAGGAGAUUUAGCAGAGGAAUUUGAUGGUUUCUUGCUCAGAAGUCCUAGGCGUGGAGUAUCCGAAAGUACCAGCACAAGUCCCCUAAGAUCACGCUCCCAGGUUAAUGUUGACACCAUUAAAAUCUUUACAACCCCAAGGAAGCUGAUCCACUCUCUUCAAGACCUAAAUGAUGAGACCUCAGAUUGCUCUGAGAAUCUGAAUAAAAGGAUAAGGAAUCUAUCAUCAGGGAAUAUUAAGUGGAAUCCGGCAUGUUAUUCUAAAUAUGAUAAAAAUGGUAUUGCAGAUCAUGUGAACUAUGAUUGUAAAGAGAAUGAAAGCUCAUGUGGUGAUGUGCAGUUCCAAGGUGGACCGGAGUCGGUCUCAUCAACAGAUGAACUUCUUGGUGAUGCUGAUAUGCAAAGUAGAAAUGAUAUUUUAACUGUUUUGAUGGAAAAGCCAAUUCAAAAGGCUAAACGUAAAUUGGUUUGUGGCCUUUCUUUUGUCAUUAUUGCUAUGGCUACUCCUUUACUCUGGAUCAAUAGUCAGGAAGAAGGCCACUUUCUUGUCCCGACAUAAUGCGCUCAUUGUAUUUUUACAACCUGAGAAUUACAGAGAUAGUUUUAUGAAGGUAUUAGUCAAUUCCAACUGAAUGUUGGAAAGUUCAGUGUAGAAGUGAAGGAUCAGUUUGUAUGUUCAAGGCGCUUUUGUAUUUCUUUUAAUUAGUCUGUAAGAAUUUGGGAUUGAAUUGUACCUUCUGGUGGGUUGAAAACACAAAUGCUGCAUUUGGAAUUUGAUGGGGAGUCAUUCCAAUAUGUUCAAUCAAAUUUAAGACAGAUCAUCUAUAUA
Messenger RNA from Lotus japonicus, 2385 nucleotides. RefSeq names its product protein SINE1-like. Lineage: Eukaryota; Viridiplantae; Streptophyta; Magnoliopsida; Fabales; Fabaceae. The record is from RefSeq and is a predicted model, not a curated record. Gene Ontology annotation, molecular function: microtubule binding. Gene Ontology annotation, cellular component: microtubule. The transcript is spliced from 3 exons. Bases 319 to 2115 code for a protein of 598 amino acids.